Messenger RNA from Neltuma alba, 1364 nucleotides. RefSeq names its product PGR5-like protein 1B, chloroplastic. Gene Ontology annotation, cellular component: chloroplast thylakoid membrane. The transcript has 11 exons. Gene Ontology annotation, biological process: photosynthetic electron transport in photosystem I. Gene Ontology annotation, molecular function: oxidoreductase activity, acting on iron-sulfur proteins as donors. The record is from RefSeq and is a predicted model, not a curated record. Lineage: Eukaryota; Viridiplantae; Streptophyta; Magnoliopsida; Fabales; Fabaceae. Bases 147 to 1121 code for a protein of 324 amino acids.
GCAAAAGCGAGAUCAGCGCCUUCGCAGUCCCCGCCAUACAUUUUCUCUUUGCCUUAUCUCCUUCCCUCCAAACUGAACAGCCCUGUAAUUCCCAACUGCUCGUGACGUAGUUUCCACGAUCACCACCAUCACUCCACUUUCUAGUCAUGGCUAGCAAGUUAGCCUUCACAUUGACGUGCCCACGUCCAUCUACCCCUCAUAGGCCACCGUUACUGCCUCCGAUUUCUCCUCUCUCCUCUCCGUCUGCUACUAGAGAUCGGUUGAUUCAGUUUAAUGGCCGGCAAUUAUACCUCCGCCGUCGGUUGUUCCUACUUCCUCCUAAGGCCACCGCCGAUCAACAAGGCCAGGUUGAAGAAGGUGAAGCUGUUGAUAGUAAAAUCCUCCCGUAUUGCAGCAUUGACAAGAAAGAGAAGAAGUCGGUCGGUGAACUUGAGCAAGAAUUUCUUCAAGCACUGCAAGCAUUUUAUUACGAGGGAAAGGCUAUUAUGUCAAAUGAGGAAUUUGAUAAUCUCAAGGAAGAACUUAUGUGGGAAGGAAGCAGUGUUGUCAUGCUAAGUUCUGAUGAACAAAAAUUCCUCGAAGCCUCUAUGGCUUAUGUUUCUGGAAAACCAAUCAUGAGUGAUGAAGAGUAUGAUAAAUUGAAAAUGAAACUAAAGAUGGAAGGGAGUGAAAUUGUGGUUGAGGGUCCACGAUGCAGUCUUCGUACUAAAAAGGUUUACAGUGACCUGUCUGUCGACUAUUUGAAGAUGUUCCUCCUGAACGUACCAGCAACUGUGGUUGCAUUAGGACUGUUCUUCUUCCUUGAUGAUCUGACCGGAUUUGAGAUCACAUAUCUGCUAGAGCUUCCAGAGCCUUUUAGUUUCAUUUUCACUUGGUUUGCUGCCGUUCCACUCAUUGUGUGGCUGGCUCUAUCCCUUACAAAUGCGAUUGUGAAGGACUUUUUGAUUUUAAAGGGACCCUGUCCAAACUGUGGGACCGAAAACACUUCGUUCUUUGGCACUAUAUUAUCAAUUUCGAGUGGUGGUUCCACCAACAAUGUCAAAUGCUCAAACUGUGGCACUGAAUUGGUAUAUGAUUCAAGUACGAGAUUGAUUACAUUACCAGAAGGAAGUAAAGCUUAAUUGAAGAGUGCCUCACCUGGGUCUGUUGAUUGUUGUGCAGCAAGUGGGAGCAGUUCAUUAGUAAAAGGCAGAAGUAAUUUCCAUGGAAAAGUACCUAUCAAGACAUCCAUGAAGUCACACACCAUAGAUGGCAUGUCCAUAUUGUUAUUUCGUGCUACUAUCAUACUUGUAACUUCUAAAGAAACGGGCUUUGUAUAGUAUAUAUGUUAGAAGAGAUUGAAAAUUUUCCUCGCUUCCUUCUCA